UGGUUUAAAAGUUUUCUAAUGAAUCAUUCAGGCAUACCGGCCUUCAUGAAAGUAUUACUGAUCAUUUGAACUAGAACUGUGCAUUAUUGUAUAAAAAUGUAAUCAAAAUCUGUAUAUAUUGCCUAAACAUGCUAUCAAAUUUAUCAGUGAUAAAACAGCUUGAUUGAAAAAUAAACAUGCACUUAUACAUAUGUUAUAUGGAUGGUUUCGAAUCAAAGGGGAGUAAACAUUUACUGUGCCACUUAACUGCACUUUUGUAUGAACAAUUAAAUUGACUAAGAGAAUAUGGAAAAGCAGUGCCAAUAUUAAAUCUAACAGACUAAACUUGUUAUUUUCCGCGUUGGUGAAGUCGGGGAAUAAUAUAUUUUGGGCGUUGUGACACGUUAGCUGAUGUUAAUAGUAACCUUUUAUAUAUAACCAGUAAGCUGAUGAUAUUUUAUUCACCUCUACUAAAUUCAACAUCUUACAUUGAUGGGAAACUAAGCUCACGCUCUUAGCAUGUAGGUCAAAAGAUAACGAAUAAUUGAUUUGAAGCACUGGACAAGGUGCAAUCACAUGUAUGAAAGUAUAUGAAUAAAACAAUUAAAUGCUUCUUCUCCUUUAGAUUUGGAAUUGAUAUCAAUGUUCAUAAACAUGUUUGUGUUUAUUUUGUACUAUCCGUUCAUGUUUACAGUUUUACAAAGAGUAUGUUUACACACUUAAUAUUAUACAUGAAACAUUUAAGCGUGUCCUGUUAUGUUACUUAUAACUUCCGGAAACGAUAUUGAUAUAUUAUAGUAAACAGGAAAAUACAAUUAGACGUAAAUUACUAUUAUCAAAAUGGAGUUUAGUUUCAGACAAUAUUUAAUUCUUGUAUCGAUAUUAUUUUCAGCGGGUGCUACAUUCAUAACAGAAAAUAAGACAACAUGGAAUUCAGCCAUUGAGGAUUGUAAAAUGGAAACUCCUACUAUCAUGUUUCAAGGCGAAACAAAUGACUUCUCAGUAAAGUGCAAUUUGGCGGGUAAAGAUGAUGUGGAUAAUGUGUGGGUAGGAUACUUCUUAGCUGCUUCGGCAUUCCAUUACAUAGGUUGUAUGGAAGCGAAACAUAUGACAGUAAAAGCGGAAUUUAAGCAUAACACUCCAGGCUUGUGUUACUCAGCAUGCAUGACGAAAGGUUUGAUAGGCAUAAGUAAUAAGAAAUGCUACUGUUUGAGUAAUGCUGAACUAUCAGACAUUUACAACCAGGAAUGUACCAAAGGUUGUGAGGAUCACGAUGACAUUGCCUGUGGUGGAGAUGGAUAUAUAUCACUUUACAGAAUUGAAUCGGCUGGUGAGGCACAAUCCUAUAUGGGAGACGGGGAGUGCCUUUUAUAUGAGAUGGACGAUGAUAAAAAUGAUCAACUGGAAUGGUCAAACUGCAAAGAUCAUUUAAGAGUCAUAUGUGCAUCAAAAAAUGGAACCUUUAUCGCAAAAGACGAAACUGGGAAAGAACAAUCAGCCAAGUGGAGGGAUGCUAUGAACUUUUGUUUAAAUAAUCUGGGACAUCCAACUUCUAUAGCACAGAUAGAAAAUCAAAAGGUAUUAUCAUCCUCGAGCUCAUGGGUUGGAGUUAUUCGAAGUGAUGUCAUAUACAGCAUUAACGAUGUAGUGACUACAAAGACGAAAAAACAGUUCGGCUAUCUGCACAAAACGAAAAUUGAUGACAUAGUCCUAAAAUUUGAAGACAGUGGCACUGCAGAGAAAAAGAUUCUUUGUGAAACUGAAAGAAAACCAACCACAAGUGGACCAACAAGUGGAAAUACAACGGAGUCAGCUUCUGAUAUCGGAGUCCCAGUUGGCAUUUCGAUUGCAAUCUUUCUGAUUGUCGUUAUUGCCGUAAUAGCUGUUCUACUUCUAAAGAGACGAGCGAUGUUACCAGUAGUCUGUUGCCGAAUGUUCAUGUCAGAUAAAACACAAAAAGACCAAGGCUUAGUGAACAACAUAGCGUACGAUAUCCCUGUUAAUUCUCCUUAUGAUCAAAUUGAUGAGGAUGCUCUGCAACAGAAUAAUGACACAGCACUUACUAGCUCAGAAGACAAUCGAGACGAUGCACAUACUUAUUUUGUUCUUGAAAAAGAUGCCAAAAACUCUACAACAGAGAAUGUCAUCACAGGUUCAAAAGCUGACAAAAAUGAGAAUAAUGUUUAUAACACAUUGAUUUCAAAUACAGCGCCUGGAGAUAACCUUGACGAUACAUAUGAUACGGCGGAAAAGGCAGCAAAAAGACUGAAAGAUCAACAUGAUAAAGAAGUUGCUGUUGAGAAAGGAAGUACAAUUGGCGACAUUAAUGAAGAUGCGUACAAUCAUAUAAAUGAUGCACGUAUGAAAAAGGGCAAAACAGAUCAUGUGUAUGGGGUACCAAGUGAUAUUGGUAAUGAUUAUGGAUAUGCUAAAAAUGUUCAUGAACAAGAUCAUAAUGUAGAGGACGCCUACAAUCACAAAAAUCAAUAACAUUAACAAACAUUUAUUUCACUUUAUUGCAUAUUACAGCUCUUAAUUCUUAUGUUGCUGUUCAUACAAAUACGGAAUUCUGUCACUAUGUGAUGCAAUUAUCCUCAUUUCAUGACUUUGAGUUGUCGUAUCAAAAAAAAAAAUUCAAAGCAACAGAUCGCAUGAUCGCCUAAGCAUAUAAAACAAAAUGUGUUAGUAUAUUUCAGUUAAAGUGACAUUAUGCGCAUACAAUGGUCUAAAAUGACUGUACAGGCGAAAGUCAAACAAAGUUUACAUUUUGCAAAAACUCCUUUCAAUUUUAUAAUUUACUUUACAUGAAAGAUAAAUAACUCACAUGGCUCAAAACAAAUUCUACAAAUAUUCAUCGAAAUUAACCUAUAACGUUCAAUUCAUAAAAAUAGUGGGGCAGUCUUUUUAUAUUUUAGUCAGAUUUCAGGUGUUGGUCAACCACAAUUUUAACAGUUUAUCUUCUAAAAUAUAUUCUCAAUUAAGCUUAAAUUGACUAUGACAAAUGAGCAUUAAGUCAAUUCUAAAAAAGGCUAAUAAGUAUUCACGCACUUCUAGAUCUGAAGAUGUAAGUAAAUUAAUAUUCGCAUUUCAGUUCUUCUUUUUCUUAUUAUAUAUGUACAUGUUAAAUAUAACAUGAAGGAGAUUACAAAAUGUACCGAAGAAAUAUUUCUAUAACUUUCUAAAUUUUAUGUUUAAAAAUUUAGAUAUUUUUUCAAACUAACAUAGGCUUUCAGAUCAAAAAUAAGAAUGUUGUAAAGUUGUUUCGGUUUCAUUUGUACGUGCUCUUUAAUUCUCUUUAAUCUUUAAAAUGUUAGCAACGUUAUCAAGCGUUUGAAAUCUGCGAAUGUGUCAGUGUAUCUAAUUUUAUUCUUCAUUUUGAAUUUGAAAAGGCAAAAAAUUCAAUAUUGGUGAUAAGUCUUGAGAAUAUAUGGACAAUGUCUUAUGUGCUUCGUUUAUACAUGCACGUCUUAGCAAUCUUUCAAUUGAAAUACGAAGAUGUCGUAAUAAAAAUAACAAAGUAACAAAAUCAAUUCGUGUAUUCAAUUCAAAACUGAUAACCAUCGAAUGAGAAACCCUUUUUGACGAUUUUGAAUCAGACUGGAAAUCAGCAUUCAAUAUACCUUUUAAAACUACAUUCGGCAUUUAUCUUGUAAGUUUUUGUUUCCAAUACAAGCUUUAAAUGCGCUUAUUUCCAACAAACAAACAUCUUUAUAAAUGUCAAUUGACAUCUUACAACUUUUCUGGGAUAUAUACUUUAUUGAACAUUUAUUAUCAUGGAAAUACAAAUAUUGUUUACUGGAAAAAUCGAAUAAAUUUUAUUCUUUAUAUGGUAUUGAAUUCCGUUAAAACUUCAGUCUUGUAUGUUUCGGUAAAAAGGGUAAGCGUUUAACUCUUAUUUUCUCAUUAUACUGUGUAAAUAAAUGUAUGACCAUAUCUAAAUGUAUAAUGUAAUAUAUUAAUUAAAAACAUUUUCUUCUUUAAAAAU
Ruditapes philippinarum (Manila clam) is the source of this 3964-nucleotide messenger RNA. RefSeq lists its product as uncharacterized. The transcript has 10 exons. The record is from RefSeq and is a predicted model, not a curated record. Bases 820 to 2469 code for a protein of 549 amino acids. Lineage: Eukaryota; Metazoa; Mollusca; Bivalvia; Venerida; Veneridae.